AUGGAAACCGUUUCGACGGCAAGCCCGAAGCGGAAUGCUUCCUCGGGUGAUCCUGGCUCGAACGAUGCUAAUAUGAACAGCAAGCCUGGCACCACGGUAAAAUCGCUGGCCGUUACCGGGGUCGAGCCGGAUUCACCCCCAAAAACAUUGUUGAAUAAGCGUAAUAAAGACGGACGAGGCCGAAAAAGCUUCAAGAUUGACCUUCCGGACGGUGUCUCGGAAUUGAAGGGAAAGCGGAACAAGGUUACCGGAUAUUACGUUGAGCCGGGCACCUCAAAAAUGGCCUCGGAACCCAACAGCCCGCAAAGAAGGAGCCCGCAAAAGAACGGCGCUACAAACGAUAUGCUGCGCAAACGUGUCGUUUCGUCGAAGCUGCGCGAUUAUGAGGAACUCUUGAAAACUGAGAGAAAGUCGAUGCCUUCGAAGCCUCACGCCGUCGUUCGCAUCCCAGGAAAACGCGGAAGACCGAAGAAAGUGCGAGAAGAUACCGAAGAGCCGGAAGAGGACGCGAACGCCGAAAGCUCGACAAACGACCUGAAACCUGUUGUAAAAUACAUCCGACUACACAAGCGUCCGAUGUACAACCCGAACGCCUUCAAAGUAAAACGCCUGCUGGCUUCAAUCGUCAAGAAGGGCAACAAGAUCCCCGCGCGCAGGGGUCGACCGCCAAAGUUGAGAGACCCCGUGUUCGUGAGCAUCCCCGAAACCGCGCCCCGCUCAACCACGCCGAUGAAAACCGAAAUGAAGCCGGAGCUUGAUAAUGGUUCGCAUUCACCAUCGCGCAGAAGCGUUUUGGGCGCUGGUAGAACGAAUCUGGGCGAUCCGCACCUCGACGUCGACCUCGGGACCCCUAAGCAAGAAAUCAGUGCACCCAGCUCUAGCACAUCUCCCGACCGGGCGCGCUCCACCUCACCAGCCACAAGCUACGGCUCCUUCGAAGAUAUUUUUGCGUCGCAGAAGUCGGUAGAUCUGCCUGUGAUCGUGCCUGUACCUAUCCCAACGCCUGCGCCGCGGAAGCGAGGACGCCCGCCAAAAGCUGACAAGGCACGCAAACGUCCCAAACGAGAACCGAAGGAUCGGUCGCUCCUGGUCGCCGAUUCUCCGUCCUCUGGGUCGGCCACCGAAGAACCGGCUGAAACUUCGUCGCAGUUCAUGACCAAAAGAUCGACCCAGGAGCCUCGCCCGAUCGUCGAUAUCGAGCUGCCGGAGUUCGACUGGCGUGGCCCCAGGGAGGAUCAAUAUGCAGAUAAAGAUUCGCAGCUGUGCAUCGAUCCACGCGACUUCCAGCAAACCGUGCGACCCCUUCCGGAAUUCAAGCUUAAACGAGGAUUCGCGCAAAAUGCAAUUUUGGAUGCUGAGGAGGAUAAACGUCAGGCUCGUCGCCAAAAGAUGGAGAAAGAGCGAAGCGCACAAGAAGCUAUGGCUGCUUUACAAAAAGGGAUGGCUGAUGCGUUUGAAGAAUACACGCAUCAUUGCCAGGCGAUAGGCAUCUCGUCUCAGGCUCGACGGCGCCGCAUGGUUCUACAACCUCUAAUAACC
This is a messenger RNA of Mesorhabditis spiculigera, 1539 nucleotides long. The record is from the annotation of a GenBank genome assembly. Lineage: Eukaryota; Metazoa; Nematoda; Chromadorea; Rhabditida; Rhabditidae.